GUGUCGGCCUACGGGGAUUCGCAGCAGUACCUGGAGUGCUUCAACCUGGCUGUGCUGGUGGUGCACAACUUGGCGGUGCAGGCCAGCAACCUGAGCCUCCUCCACAGCGAGCCGCGCAUCCUCAUGGUGCUGCUGGAGGUGAUGCCAGCGGACGCGACCUCGCCGUCCUUGCGGCGCCUGAUCUUCUCGACCCUGACGUGCCUUUGUCAGGAGCCGGCAGUCUCAGGGCGCAUCUUCCAUGCCAUGGCGGACUUCUUCCAGAACUGCCAGAAGACGGACUCCUCCCUCCACAAGUACAUCAUGUGCUGCGCCAACCUCUACUACACCAGCAUGUCCCGGGACGAGGUGAAGCCCGACCGGGGCAUGCUGAUGUUCGUGUCGCGGAUCUCCGCGGAGGAGGACGCCAUGGUGUCGCGGCGGGCGCUCAUCGAGAUCCUGCACGGCAUGUCGCAGGCGCCCAGCGAGCAGCGCCGCAAGUUCCUGAGCCGCGAGAUCCUGGUGCUGGCCAGCAGCUACAUGGAGAACUUCCCGGAUAUCCAGAUCCGUGCCUUCGAGUCCUUGUACUUCUGCACGUUGGGCGCGUGCGCGCCGGAGCUGUGGUCGGACCUGGAGAUCCUGCCGCGCAUGGUGCGGGCCGCCGGGGCCGCGCAGAACGCCGCGGAGGCCGAGGCCGGCGAGGAGCUGCGGCGCCACGCGGACGCGCUCUGGGAGAUCGCGCUGCGGACGCUGCACCACUGCCUCCAAUACGAGGUCUUAGUGCAGCAGAUGCGGAUCCCUGACCUGGACCGAUACCUCAUGGAGCUGCUGGUGGACGGCCGGAAGCCCCCGGAGCUGUCGAAGGUGGCCGCUGAUCUGAUCGCCGGGCUGCUGCAGUCCUCCAUCUCUGUGAACCUUUGGACCCGGUGGCGUGGCCUCGGCGUGGGCGAGCGCCUCGUGGGCUGGUUCAAGGUGCAUCGCAAGAAGUUGGAGCCCGAGGACCCCCAGCGGGCGGUCCAGCCCUCCGACAGCCUGGAUGCCAUGCUCCACAUGGUGCUGUUCGCGGUGGAGGUGGACGUGUCCAUGGUGGUGGCGCUGGUGGCGGAGGACGUGCUCGGCUGCAUCGCGCAGCGGCUCCAGGAGCUCUCGGAGAGCUACGAGCGCUGGAACGCGCUGCAGGGGGGCCACCUGCUGACGGAGGACCUGGAGGCAGAGCGCGCCCACAUGGCCCCGCACGAGCUGCUUCCAGGACAGCGCCGCCCCUCUGCAGACGAGGUGGCGAAGGCCGAUGCUUCCUUCAGGAUCAUCGCCCAGCUGCUCACAGCCCUGGUGGCCAAUGAGCACGGUUUAUCAGCCAUGGCAGCGAUGAAUCUGGAGGCGCCUUUGGUGGCGCUGCUGGAGCUGCCCACGGCCACGCUGCGGGUGCCCGUGAUGCUGGUGCUCUGCGCCAUGAGCUCCAACAAGGCGAGCUGCCAAGUGCUCAUGAACAGCGACAAGUUCCUGCGAGUGCUGCGGCGAAUGGAGAAGAAGCUGAGUACACUGGGCGAGGCUCCCCCCGUCAAGGACGAGGUGGAGUACUUGGUUUGCAUCUUGGACCGCAGCUGCUGCCACGCCGACCUCGCCAAGAUUGCGCAGGAGCAGCUCUUCCGCCUGCUUUGCGUGCUGCCUUCCAGGGCGGAGACCUUGUCGGCGCGGCUCAUGGCCCUGCGCGCGCUGAGCCGCUGCUCCUUCGUGGCACCCGAGUGCAUGAAUGACUUCGGCGUCGAGGGGACUGCCUGCCUGCAGUACAUCAUGGCCGUGACGUCUUCCUUGAGCCUGGGGAGUUCCGAGACGGCCGAGAAGGCUGCGGUCCGCCGAAGGCUGAUUCAGGAGGUCAAGGAGUCUUUGGCGGCCAACGCGGCCCUGGCGCCGCUGGUGGAGCACUUCUCCAGGACAAUCCUCUGUGAGGCGGUGUCCGUGUCCCGCAGUGUUUGCCAUGGCGCCUAUGAGCAGCUGGACCUUCUGGGCAUGCUGCAAGACCUGCAGGACUCCUUCGAAGUCACGGUGGCAGACUUUGACCGGCUGGAUGGUAGCAAGGUGGAAGUGGCUGCAGCAGAACUCAUGAACAAGCUUGUUGCCUUGCUACAUGUCCUGCUGUGCACCAUGUUCCGGCAUGGCCGAGCCUCGCACAUGUACACGAAGGAUGCAGAUGAUGUAAAGGAGCGUGCCAAUGGAGGCUUCUCCGACGGCGAUGUGAAGGCCGCAGUGGACGGCCUGAUGCAGGUCCUUGACAAGGUGCAGGUCAUGCUUCAUCUAGGAAGUACUGACAAGGGCCAUGGUGGCAACCUUCCAGAGUUGCUUGCCACCGACAUCCGGGUCCUGUUCUACCUGACAGCUUUGCUCCGUGAGGCGUCCUGCAAGCCGUUGGAUUCCCCAUUCUUGCGGGUGACCCGAUCCACUGCCUACUUCGAAGUGCUGCACUCCUGCAUCAACCUGUCUCUAGCUCGCUUCCAGCGGGAGGCCAAGGGGCCCCCGCCCAGGGACCUGUGCGCGAACAAGCUGAAGGGCGGCCCCACAGAUAGCCCCCUGUCUCAGUUCAUGGACGACUUCGACCUGGGCCUCAUCUUUGAACACCUCAUCGUGUGCUUGAGGCACACCUUGGUGCAGGCCAUGUACAUCGCACCAGAGGUGAGCACCAAGCUCUUGCCCUGGGCUUGGGUGUCGCAAGAGCGGCUACCUAUGCACAAGGACAUCAUGAACUGGCUGCCGCAGAUUGUGAAGCGUUACAAGCACAUCUCCGCCAUCCGCACCGAGACGCUCCGCUACUUUGCCUGUGCCGCCUCCUACGAGUGUGCCCCCUUUGCACGCCCAGAGGACAUCACGAUUGAGGCCGUGGAGGACGACGACCGCUCCGUGACGGACUCGCCCAUGGCGUCGCCGACGGCCCACGGCGACGCCGGCGACGCCGCGGACCCAGGCGCGGGAGCGGCCGAGGUGCCGACGGGCCCCGCGGGUCCCGCAGCCGCGGGUCCCGCAGCCGCGGGUCCCGCAGCCGGUCCCGAGCGGGAGGCCCUGCACGACAGCUCCACGGAGACUCCGGUGGACCCGGCCAUCCGACUGCCCUUUGGCGGCUUGAUCUCCCUGAGGCAGAAGGAGCUCAGAAACUUCUUGGCCGAGGAACUGGAGAGAUCCGAGGACAUGUACUCUCUGUGCCUGGCCAUGCUGUGCGUUGCCAACUUUGCCGCCUACGAAAGGCGGGUGCUCGAGGGUCCGACCUCCAAGAAACUGGGCAAGCACCUCCCAGUGGAGGAGAUGUCUCGGCUGCUGCGUGGAGUUGUGAAAGUGCUGAAGCAAAUUCCGAGCUUCGACGACUGGGAUGUGGCAAACACUAUGACCUUGCAUGCUCUUCGUUUCAUUUGCAACUUGUUGGCCUUCGAGGUGGAGUUCAUCACCGCGGAGCUGCAGCAUCUCAACGCCUUGGAGGAGGUGAGCAAGUUGUUCGAGUACUGGUUCCACGACGAGGACAAGAUUGAGGACGACAAGCUGUACAUCCAGACGCUGCAGAGCUUCAUUCUGUUGGUGCGGAACUGGAGCUGCGGCAGCUGCCGGGCGGAGCUUAAGGUCAAGGAGAAGAAGGAGACUGCCACCUCACGCGAGGAGCGUGACUCUGCGGCGAGCUUGCUGAAGGUCUUCAAGUCGGGCAUCAACGUGCCGUACCUUAUCACUCUGACAAUGAAGUUCUCGAAGACGCUCAUCACAGGCAGACGGCCGAUUCCCAACAAGGACGAGGAGAGGGACAAAGUGAUUGGUGACGUGCUGGUGAUCCUGCAGACGCUGCUCAGGCGCACAGACACCCUCCAGAACAUGAGCUGGGAGAAGGUGGACAUCAUCGACUAUGAGAACUUCCUGUACGUCCUGAAAACUCACCGCCUAAGGCGCACCGAGAUUCUGGAGGAUGAGCAGAUCCUGAACACUUUAUACUUGAUGGUGAAGCAGGCCUUCCCCUUCAAGGGCCUGGUGUUUUUGGAGUAUUUGAUGGAGGUGGCGUAUGGGGACCACCGGGAGGAGCACACGACGCUGCAGGACAUGGCCGCGGUGUGCUGCGCCAUCAUCUCCACGCAAAACGCGACGGACGCGUCCACGCCCACGGUGAACGUGGCCAGCGUGGUGAAGGACAACGCCCAGUUUGUGCACGCGCUGGACCGAGUCCCGGAUCCCAAGAUGCAGAUCUGGCACUACCGUCUGCUCACCGGCUGGAGCCGUCGGCCCAAGGUGCUGGAUGACUUGGUGGGGGAUGCGGAGGCAUUGAAGUUCGUGGUGGACCACCUGCUGGAGACCCACUUGUGCCGCUACAGCGUGGUCAUCGUGCACAACAUCUCUAUGCUGCGGUCCGCCGCUCUGCUGAGCCCCGGGCACAUCUCCACCAUCUGCGAGGCCUACGCCCAGCUGGGCCCCGGCGCCACGCUGCACCGCGGGGACGAGCAGCAGCGGCGCCUGGUGCGGCGCCUGCUGCUGGCCUCUGUGAGGAACUGCCUUUGGCACGGCUCCGGCGCCGGCCUCAGCGACCCGGACAUGCUCAGCGUCAUCAACCUCGUGGCCUGCAUUGAGGAGCAGGAUUUGCCUUUCUACAUGGCCAUGACCUUGUACCUCUCUGAGGGCUGUGAUCUGAACCGGAUUCGUGAGGCCAUGUACGUCCGGCCGCAGCUGGAGCUCAUGGUGCGGUGCAUGCAUCAGACAGCCUCUACCAUCUACGGGGAGAAGGACAAAGAAGAGAUCGAGAAGAUGUACUGCCUCAUCACAGAGGAGGAGGCGGCCAGGGCGGAGCAGUACGACGCGUUGAUGGAGCACAGCGAGGCCAUCGCCAAUGCUCCAAAGAAGCAGACGGAGGCGUACAAGAGGCUGCUGGCGAUCCCCGGAUCUCCGGCGGCCAGAGGUUUGGGGAAGAGCGCGAGUUUGUACCAGCGGAAGCGGCGGGGCAAACAUCCGGCGGCGGCGGGGCGUCUCGGAGACCCCAUGGCCACCACUUCCUCCCGGAAGUUCUCCGAGGCGGAGGAGAAGCGGGGCCAGCUGGAGUUCCUGUACUUCGCGUCGGUGGAGCUCCUCACCUUCGGCACCUUCGCGGACGGGGAGGCGGUGCCGGCGGAGUCCGACCCGCACCGCGCAGAGGUCGUGGAGGCCCUGGACGACGCCUUUGCCACGUACACCUUGAACAACUUCCUGAGGACCAUCCUGGAUCUCAUCGAGCAGCACAAGAAGAUGAAGCUGGUGCUGUCCGACAUGUUCGUGCAUGUGACCACCAAGUUCCUUUGGCACUGCUGGACACAGGACAUCUUCAGGCAGUAUGUGGACACCGGCCCGAAUCUGCAGAUCCUGGCGCAGCUGGUGCCCUUCCUGAUCAGCUGGCCCAACGAGGACACGCAGACCAUGAUCGGGGAGGUGUGUUUGUACGCGGGGCUGCACCGCUUCCCCACGGUCUGCGACAUCUUGCUGGCCGAGUACCGGGAGUACCCCGAGCUGGCCUGCGCUAUGCUCACCCGCUGCAUGAUCAGCCCCAGCGAGGAGACUGGCCUGAAACCCAAGCAGGCCAUCAACUUCCUCAAGAUCUUCGUUUCGUUGCUGCGGGAGCGGGCGCUGAGCCACACGGGGCUGAAGCGCCUGGCUGUGGGCCUGGAGACGGCGCUGCUCAUGGACAGCCCCAAGGGGCUUUGUGGCAUCCUUGCGCAACGUGAGCACGAGCUGCUGGCCGAGCUGUUGGAGGCGUUGUCCUCCUACCAAGAAGCGGCCGCCGCCCCGGGCCGGGAUUCAUGCUUGUGCCGAAGGUUUCUCAUGCGGCAGCAAGGCAUGGGCACAGGUGACACGGGUGACAAGGGCGACUGGCCGACUAGCAGCGUCUUUCGCUUUGCGUCGGCGGACAAGCAGGCCGAGAGGAAGAAGGCGCGGGAGAAGAUCAAAGACGAGCACGCGCGCUUUCACCGUGAGCUGGAGGAGAAGCGCAAGCGAUUGAACAAGGAGCUUCGGGACCAGGCCCAGGAGGAGAAGCUGAUGGAGGAGGAGGUGAGCAAACUGCAAAAGGAGGCUGAGCACGCUUCCUCCAACCCGUCCAAGCCCGGAGUGUUGAACUUCAUUGAAGCCCCAGCCCACGUUUACGUUUGGCUUGCCCCCGUCUUGGCGGCAGUGGGUGCGGGGGUCGCAGUUUCUCGUUACCAGGCUGCAGUGAAGCAGUGCAUGGUGGUUGCGCUCACCCGGACCGUGGGCAAGCACUACAAGGCUUUGCCGGAGCUGGACGACUUCAUCCUGCGUAUGCUGGACAUGUCUGUGCCACUCCUUGACGCUGAGUUCACCCUCUACAUGCCCGUGCUCUACAAGUUGGCCUCCGAGGGAACGCGGGUGCAGGGGCCCAUGCUCACGCGGAACAUUCACCUGCGUGUGGCCCGCUUGCUGGAGCAGGCCGUGGCCGGACCCACAGCUUGUACUCGUGGCGGUUCAGUGUCGUUGUUUGUCGGACGUUUCAACUCCGGCGCCUGGUUUGGUGUUCGGGGGGGACAAGUUGUUGCUUGGGAUUUGAUCUAG
This is a messenger RNA of Effrenium voratum, 6525 nucleotides long. The record is from the annotation of a GenBank genome assembly. Lineage: Eukaryota; Dinophyceae; Suessiales; Symbiodiniaceae.